AUGGGAAAUCUAAUUCUCCGUUGUUGCUAUUGUUUCAAGUCUCCUGAUCCAGAUCCUCCUCCCCCUCCUCCUCCUCCAUCUCCUCCUCCUCCUCCUCCUCCUCGACGUCCUCCUCUUUACGAUUAUCUGAAUCCCCCGCCUCCUUGCCCUCCUCGACAUCAUCAUGAUAUGAAUCCUUCUCCGUCUCCUCGGGUUAAUAAAAAUAAUCAUAUGAAUCCUCAUACUACUCCUUCGCCUUCUCGGCCUCCUAAAUUCGGCCUUUUACAUUCUCCCGAUCCUUCUCAUCAUCAAUUUGAUCAUCUGAAUGCUCCUCCUGAUCAACAACAUGAUCAUAUAAUAAAUCAUCCUCCUACUAAACCAGCUCCCACAUCUCAUGAUCUUCAUCGUCCUAAAUAUGAUCAUUUGAAUCCUUCUCCUUCCCACCAAUACGAUCAUCCGAAUGUUCCUCGGACUACUCCCCCUUCUACUUCUCAUCCACGUGAUCCUCCUCGACAUGAUCAUAAAAUUCCUUCUCCUCAUCUUCACCAAUACGAUCAUUUGAAUUCUCAUCCUCAUCCUUCUCCAGAUGAUCAGCUUCACCCUCAAUCUUGA
Morus notabilis is the source of this 591-nucleotide messenger RNA. RefSeq names its product leucine-rich repeat extensin-like protein 3. The coding region runs from base 1 to 591 and encodes 196 amino acids. Lineage: Eukaryota; Viridiplantae; Streptophyta; Magnoliopsida; Rosales; Moraceae. The record is from RefSeq and is a predicted model, not a curated record. The transcript has a single exon.